AUGGAAGCCGCGGCGCGUCCUUUGCAGUCGCAUGCCGACUGCUCAUUCCGCUGCGCGCACGCCUCACCGUCCACGGAAACUCCUUGUCAUCCACAUAACCAUACUACCAGGCAAACGGCGCAAGGUGGUCACGAGGAGAACGGCAAUCGCGGAGGUCACAGUGAGUGCGAUGAUCGCGCGGACGACUACAAUCGCGACGGUGGUGCCGACGAGGGAUUCCCCGUUGCUUCGUGGGAAACGGAGCUGCGGUGGAAUAGGGACGUCGAAUACACCACGAAUCUCUCGCAAUGGCUGCGCGAACGAGCUGACGUGGCGGAAUCGUGGAAGUGGAAGCACGUCUCCAUGCGGGACGCCUUGGAGUCCUCCGGGGCGGUGCGGCCAGUGCGCUUCUACCUCUCGCCUUCUCGAAACGCGCUCCACUGCACGUGGUGCUUCAGUCAGGUGAUGGUGGGGCAUCCGCAAGUCGUGCAUGGCGGCGCCACUGCCUUCGCGUUUGACGAGACCUUUGGCGUGCUCUUCGCCAUGCUGGGCGUGGGCCAUGGCUUCACUGCCAACAUCAGUGUUAACUACCGCAAGCCUCUACCAGCAGCUUUCACUGCAUGCAUGCACGUGGCUCUAGAUCGAGUGGAGGGAAGGAAGUAUUUCCUGUGUGGCUCCAUACGCAGCGACCCAAGUGAGGACGCAGAGAUAUAUUCCGAAGCCUCUGCUCUCUUCAUCAUCCCACGCCCCCCGAGCUCGGAUGUGCCUGCCACCAUGUCAGCAGGUCAAUGA
Closterium sp. NIES-65 is the source of this 771-nucleotide messenger RNA. Lineage: Eukaryota; Viridiplantae; Streptophyta; Zygnematophyceae; Desmidiales; Closteriaceae. The record is from the annotation of a GenBank genome assembly.